Messenger RNA from Yarrowia lipolytica CLIB122, 678 nucleotides. RefSeq lists its product as uncharacterized. The record is from RefSeq and is a predicted model, not a curated record. Gene Ontology annotation, molecular function: phosphoprotein phosphatase activity; protein phosphatase regulator activity. Gene Ontology annotation, cellular component: membrane; Nem1-Spo7 phosphatase complex. NCBI's taxonomy places the organism in Eukaryota, Fungi, Ascomycota, Dipodascomycetes, Dipodascales. Gene Ontology annotation, biological process: nuclear envelope organization.
AUGGAAAGCAGCCCCGACUUCCUUCCAGAAUCGGAUGGAGACACAGAAGUGGAACUGCUGCCCAACCUCAAGCUUGCGGGCGUCACGGAGCCACGCCGACGCGAAAAACCCGUGUUGAAACCGCCCAAAACCGCAGAUGCAGAGAACAUUCCGUUACCUCCUUCUCCUCCCCCGUUAUCGUCUCCUUCGGAGAUUUAUUCGAAUCUGCUAAUCCUGGAGGAGUCUCUGAGACAGCAGUAUCUCAACCAGCGGCAAUCGCAGCGUAAGUACUCGACAUUUUACUUUGUUUUGCUGAGUUUGACGGCGUAUUUGGUCUACUCUCAGAUCUACCCUUCCAUUUAUUCCUACGUCUUCUUUUUCCAUCGCUUCUGUCUGAUUGCGGUUCUGUCAACUCUGGGACUGUUUCAUCUCUCUGGAAUGUACACCAAGAAACUGGUUUACCCAAGGAAGUUCAUAUACAACUCAAAUCGAGGUCUCCGCGGGUUCAAUGUCAAGUUGGUGAAAACGGGAGGCUACUUUUCGUCCACCGUUCAUUUGGUGCUGAAUACAAGGGUGUUUAGCACCGAGAACAUCGAGCAAUGGGAAGAAUACAGAUUGGGGUACUUUGAGAGAGAGAGAAAGAAGAAGAUCAAGGAAAAGAAGGAAAGGAAGGAAAGGAAGGAGCCUGUCCGCAGUUGA